UGGAAACCGCGCAACAAGCGGCAGCAGGCGCCGGUCGCGGCUUUCUCGUGAGCUCUUCGCGGCUUCGGACGGCUUCCUAUAUCAUCUUAAGUUUAUCCGUCCAUUUAUUAAAACCAGCUGGAGAAGUUACCGGCGGCGGGACUUUUUGUAGGGUUAGGUGUCCUGGUGAAGUCUCAUCAGCAAGCGGGACGGGGUUGAGCGCUCCGCGUCUAUUUAGGGGGGUGUGACAGCACUCUUCAUACAGCUGUGCCGGCCGGCCGGGCUUGUUUUUCUGAACAGGUUGUUUUUAGUGAGCUGUGGGACAGAACCGGGUCAUGGUCCUGUUCGGACACUGGAUUUACCGGCCGGAACCAACUGCUUGAAUUUGAUCCGAAUGAACUGCGAACCUCAGGCUCGGUUCAAUUCCAUCUUCUAUCAAAUAUGGAAACUUUAAAAGACAGCUUGUGGAUGACAUGAAUGACAAACAGGACAGGCCUUAUGUGUGCGGCGCCCCCGGCUGCUCUCAGCGCUUCCAGCUAGAGGAGCACCUGCUCAUUCACAGACACAAGCAUGAGAUGACCCUCAAGUUCCCCCCGAUAAAGACGGACAUAAGUUUUUCAGACCAGACUCCGACCCCAACGCGAUUUCUGCAGAACUGUGAAGAGGUUGGUCUGUUCAAGGAGAUCGAGGAGGAGUUUCUCCAAGCCCAGGAAGAGGAGAAUAACAAACAGACGCUGUCUCAUAAUGGGCCGACUUGUAUGAAUCAGCAGCAUCUAAAGCCCCAGCUGCAGCUUCAGCACCCUCCCCAGCCGCCGCUGCAUCAUCCCCAGGGCCAUGGCCCAAUGAUGGCGCCGAGCUGCAGCCUGGCCGCCCAGCAAGCACUGUCCUGCUCCUCCGGCGCCUCACAAUCUGGAUCGGUGAUCACCCAGGCUCCCUCCACCUUAACACAUUCAGGGCCGGCUCCGGGGGCGCUGUCCUGCCUCCUUCAAAUGCGGAACAGACACAGACAACCUCUGCCAGCCUCAUUACCUGGCACCCUGCCAGACCCCGCCAUGCAAGGGGCAUCUGCUCAGCACAUGACCAUAGAAAAGCAGAUGUCUUGCGCAAUGGGCAUACCAGCUCCUGUUCAAAACCCAUCCUGUUGUUCUCCUCAGAGACCCAAACAGACGAUGGGGCAUCAUUACUCUCAUCAACACCCGGGAAUGCUCGCCAUCAACAAUCCUGUGACAUCCAUGGGUCACAUGAUGGAGAUGAUGUCACAGCGCCACCACGCCCCUCCACUACAGCAACACCACCAUCCUCAUCAUCCCCACCUCCCUCAUCACCAUCAUCAUCACCAACCCAAUCAACAGCCACAGCUUGCAGCUCCGCCCCACACCUACCAGCAGCGAUGCCACGCUCCACCUCCACAGCACCUACGAAGCACUCAGAGCCUCCAGCUUCACCCGUCAGGGAACGCAGCACACUCUCAUUCUUACCAGUCACCGCCAUCACGCCUGCAUCAGAACUCCCCACCUUCACCCCCAAUAUCCGCCCCACCACAGUUAUCACCAGUUGCGCAACAGAUGCAACUGUCCCACUCUCAGCAUGCAGCACAGGCAAGCUGUAGCGGCAGCAGCAGCAGCGGGGGCAGUGGCGGAGGGGGUGGAGGAGGAGGCGGCAGCCGUCGAAGAAGAUCCGCCGAGCAGGACCCCGACGAGCGCAGGCAAAAGUUUCUGGAGCGCAAUCGGGCAGCAGCAACCCGCUGCCGACAAAAGAGGAAACUGUGGGUGUCGUCACUGGAGAAGAAGGCAGAAGAGCUUACGCACACAAACCUACAGCUGCAGAACGAGGUGACGUCACUGAGGUCAGAGGUUGGCCAGUUGAAGCAGAUCCUGCUCACCCACAAGGACUGUCCCGUCACUGCACGGCAGAGGGAGGCGCAGGGGUACCCCACUGCAGGGGUGAGUCCAGAAGGGAGUCCCACCCCUGCAGACCCUGAGACUCAGCCACACGCCAUCCAGCACAACAGCGUUUCCACCUCCUCGACAGCCGGAUGUGACAACGAGCACGGCCCCCUCUCUGGACUCUAACCCCCGCCCCCGCUACAGAUAAUAGCGCUGAACUCGACGAGUGGAUUCAUAAAUCCAUACAGACUCAAAGCUGUUUUACCGGCAUCAUCAGCAGCCCUUUUGUUUUAAUGUCAGGUGCUAAAGCAAGCCUUGUUUGCAAAACUCUGGUGUCAACUUUGACUCUUGUGUUGAUGAGGAAAAUAUCUGGGGCUGUUUACAUGAAUCCAACCUGCACUUCUAACUCACGGGUGAUCCAAACACAGACAAUCUCUGCAUGUUUUGCACUAACUAUUCAUAUGUUUAUGUACACAGGUUGGAGAAAGAAAAUGUUUUACAAAAAAAAAGAAAAUAAAGUAAAAUAGAGUCUACCUGGGUUCAAUUUAAUCUAAAAAAAAAAAUUAUAGGACUUAUUUUUGUAAAAGUACAUAGACUCCAAACACACCAUUUCCAAAAACAUGGCGGUGGCAGCAUCAUCUCGUGUGGAUGUUUUUCUUCAGCAGGAACAAGAAAACUGGACAGAGACAAUGGAAAUGUAGAGGGAGCUAAACAAGCCAACGCUGAAUGAAAACCUGCUUACGACUUACCCGUUGAGAGACUUAAAGCCAUAACUGCAGAAAAAGGACAGCUAAAUGCAAUCUCUGCCCUUCCUUUGUACAUUUCUACAAUGAUUUGUGUUGUUCUGACUCAGAAAAUGCAAUGAAAGUGUACUGAAAUGUGAAAAUUUCAAGGAGUAUGAGUACAUCUUGCAUGGCCCUGUAUAUUUUUUAUAUGUAACUAAUUUUGCAGCUGCUGGUUGCACACAUUUAUGCCUUUUGUUUUGAAGCAAAAAAAAUCAUUUCAAUGAAUAAUACAACUGUAUUUGUUUAUUAAUAAGUAAACCACUUCUUUACAAAAUGUUAUUUUAAACAUUGCAAAUGUGUUCUUGUAAAUAAAGUCAAUCAAAGCAGAAAUCUGUGUUCCAGAGCCAUAGAAAUGGAAAGAAAGAUUGUAAACUGGCUUUCUUUUUUUUUUUUACAUAAUGGAACUGCACUUCAUGUCCAAAUCCCACUCAGAUGAUUUACGUUUCAACCUAACAUUUUGUAC
Messenger RNA from Poecilia reticulata (guppy), 3113 nucleotides. Its product is annotated as cyclic AMP-responsive element-binding protein 5. Gene Ontology annotation, biological process: regulation of DNA-templated transcription. The record is from RefSeq and is a predicted model, not a curated record. NCBI's taxonomy places the organism in Eukaryota, Metazoa, Chordata, Actinopteri, Cyprinodontiformes, Poeciliidae. Gene Ontology annotation, molecular function: DNA-binding transcription factor activity.